AAGACCAACGCAAAAGGAAACUCCCAUGCUUUCUUCUUCUUCCUUAUUUAAACUAACUUAACACUCCCUCUCUUCCACGCUAAAUUCCGCCCCAACCAUCAUCCAUGGCUUUUGAUCCCUCUAUCGCCCAAUCUAACCUCCCCAACGCCAAGGCCAUUCUCACCGCCGCCGCCUCCUUCGCCGCCACCGUCCUCCUCCUUCGCUCCAUUGCCAACGACUUACUCCCCUCCGAAUUCCGUGAAUAUUUCUACGAUGGCAUUCGAACCAUCUUCUCCCGAUUCUCCUCCCAACUCACCAUGGUCGUCGACGAGAUGGAUGGUCUCGGCCCCAACCAAAUCUACGAAGCUGCUGAGAUUUAUUUAGCCACCAAAAUCUCCCCUUCCACUGCCAGACUCAAAGUCAGCAAACCCGAGAAGGAAGAUAACAUCACCACCGCCGUUGAAAGAAACGAGGAAGUUGUUGACACCUUCAAUGGCGUCAAAUUCCACUGGGUCCUCGUCUGUGAACAAGUCCAGCGGGAAAAUUUCCACAAUCCCCGGUCUCCUUAUAGAUCCGUCAUUCGAUCCUUCGAGCUCUGUUUUCACAAGAAACACAGAGAAAUGGUUCUCAAAUCAUACUUACCCCACAUUCUCCACCAAGCUAAAGAACUAAAGCAGCAGACUAAAACCUUGAAGAUCUACACCUUUGACUAUCAGAACAUGUAUGGUAGCAUCUCCGAUUUAUGGAUUCCGACCAAUCUCGAUCACCCUUCCACGUUCGAGAAGCUGGCCAUGGACUCUGAGAUUAAGCAUUUCAUUUUGAAUGAUCUCGAACGGUUUGUGAAGAGGAAGAAGUACUACGAGAAGGUGGGUAAGGCUUGGAAGAGAGGGUAUUUGUUGUACGGUCCUCCAGGAACUGGGAAAUCGAGCUUGAUUGCAGCAAUGGCGAAUUACUUGAAAUUCGACGUGUAUGAUUUGGAAUUAACAGGGGUAGAAUGCAAUUCGGAUCUUCGGAAGUUGUUGAUGGGAAUUGCGAACCGUUCGAUUCUAGUGGUGGAGGAUAUUGAUUGUUCGGUUGAGUUUCAAGACAGAGAUUCGGAAAAGGAUGAAGAAGAAGACCCAUCGACUUCGAGGAGGAGAAGACUGGUGACGUUAUCGGGUUUGUUGAAUUUUAUUGACGGACUAUGGUCUAGCUGCGGCGACGAGAGGAUAAUUAUAUUCACGACGAAUCAUAAAGAGAAGCUGGAUCCGGCUUUACUCCGGCCGGGAAGAAUGGAUGUUCAUAUUCACAUGUCGUACUGUACCCCAUGUGGAUUUAGAGUUCUUGCGUCCAACUACCAUGGGAUUGAGAACCAUAGGUUGUUCGGUGAAAUUGAGGGAUUGAUUCCCGGUGCGAAAGUGACUCCAGCAGAGGUGGCGGAGCAGCUGCUGAAAGGCGAGGAGAGUGACAAUUCAUUGAUGGAUUUGAUUGAAUUUCUGAAGGUGAAAACAAGGGAAAAUGAAGAAGGUGGAGAGAAGGAGAAGGAAGGGAAGAAAGAAGGGAAAGAAAAUGGAAGGGAAAAUGAAGAAGGUGGAGAAAAGGAGGAGAAGGAAGGGAAGGAAAAUGGUAGAGUAGCUUCAACAGAGAAAUAAUGUUUUCCGGUGGCCGUGAUGACGAUGAUGACGAAGAACAUAUUUACUAAUUUACCCCUCACUAUGUUGAAAUUAAUCAAUUAAUUGUAUUUUUUCUUUUUUUUGUUUGUAAAGGAUGAGAAAAUACGUUAGAUAAAACUAAAAAUAAAAGGUAUAUUGAAAUUGACAGUGUGUACUGUGUUAAAGUUGAUUAAUUUAGAAAGUUGGACGGAAAUUAGUAAAGAAAUAUUGAAUAGCCAGGAAAGAAAGGAUCCAAAUUAGGAGUUGAGUUGAAGUGAAAAGAAAAUGUCACAUUUUGCAAUAGUCAAAUAAAUACUAAUUGGAGAAA
Molecule: messenger RNA, 1938 nt
Organism: Cucumis sativus (cucumber)
Lineage: Eukaryota; Viridiplantae; Streptophyta; Magnoliopsida; Cucurbitales; Cucurbitaceae
Product: AAA-ATPase At3g50940
Exons: 1
Coding region: 105-1610 (501 amino acids)
Molecular function (GO): ATP binding; ATP hydrolysis activity
Source: RefSeq, a predicted model, not a curated record